AUGGACAUUGUAGGACCUCUAAAGAAGAGCAAGAGGGGAAAUGAAUACAUUUUAGUAGUGUGUGACUAUGCAACUUGCUAUCCAGAGGCAUUCCCUUUGAAGAACAUUGAUGCGGAGACAGUAGCAGAGAAACUGGUGGAGAUGUGUCAAGAGUGGGAAGUACCACAGGAAUCAACAGGAUUCUCACCUUUUGAGCUCCUGUAUGGAAGAGCUGUUCGUGGACUGUUGGAUGUCCUGAAAGAGAGCUGGGAAGGCAAAGAGCAUUGUUCAGAGAAUAUUGUCACUUACAUCACAGAAAUGAGGAGACACCUAGAAGAGACAGUGGAGGUGGUCAAAGAGAACAUGAAGAAAUCACAAGGAAGGCAAAAGAUGUGGUAUGACCGUAGAGCAAGAAACAAAGUGUUUAAAGAGGGUGAUAAGGUUUUAGUUCUACUUCCAUCAAGCACACACAAACUAACUGCAGAAUGGCAAGGUCCAUAUAGAGUCAAGCGUCGAGAAGAAAGACCACUAAGACUUUCCAUGUAA
This is a messenger RNA of Amphimedon queenslandica, 525 nucleotides long. RefSeq lists its product as uncharacterized. The record is from RefSeq and is a predicted model, not a curated record. The transcript has 2 exons. Bases 1 to 525 code for a protein of 174 amino acids. NCBI's taxonomy places the organism in Eukaryota, Metazoa, Porifera, Demospongiae, Haplosclerida, Niphatidae. Gene Ontology annotation, molecular function: nucleic acid binding.